AGAUGAAAGCUCUCGAUUACUUGGAAUCUCUCCUCUCAGUCUGCACCACGCGUUGCUAAAUCGUAACAUUGUGACUGGAACCAGAUCUCAUCACAGUGUCUACGUGAAACCUGUGGGUAUGGAAGAGGCACACAGCCGAAGGGACUGUCUGGCCAUGUUGCUGUAUGCAAGGUUGUUUGAAUGGCUUGUAAAUUUCAUCAACCAUCAAAUCAAAGCCACACAGUUUGACAGAAGCAUUAGUUUGCUAGACAUCUACGGCUUUGAAGUGUUCAGUAUUAAUGGCCUGGAGCAGUUGUGCAUCAAUUAUGCAAAUGAGAGAUUGCAACAACACUAUGUGACCUAUUUUCUACGAGAUUUACAGACAGAAUAUGAGAUAGAACGUAUUCCUUGGAGCUGUGUCACGUACAGAGAUAAUAAAGCUUGUGUUGAAUCACUGGAUGGACCAGCUGGUGUCUUUGGUGUUCUCAAUGAGGAUAACAUUCCAGCUGAACUGUUUUCACUUCUGGGUACUAGUGAGAACAGUUUUGUCCUCAAUCUUUUCUCCGAUGAAGAAUUUUCACAAACUGAGCAGUCCUUGACACUGGCUAAGGUUAAAAAGAAGAAAACUGUGCUGACCAAGUUCAAGAGCUCCCUGGACGGCCUCAUCUCCAGCCUGCAGCGGUCCGACACCCACUACAUCCGAUGUAUCAAACCCAACUCAGGUAACCAGGCUGACCACUUUGACAGGCCUUAUGUGCUGCAACAGCUUCAGGCUUGUGGAGUUCUGGAGACAGUGGAAAUCUGCCGCAUGGGCUAUCCUGCUCGAAUGGUGUACCAGGAUUUCAUUCAUCGAUAUGGAGUGUUUACAAAGCUCCAAAGGUUAUUUUCUUGCCGGGGUCCCCAUGACACAUCAUCAUCCUGUUGCAGACAUGAGAAGGGGCAGUGUUCGGAAGAGGAUGUCAAGGAGAAUCUGGAAACAUUCUACCAAAGAAUCCAGUCCCAUUUGUCGUAUCAUGAUGGGCACGAGUUUCACAAGGAACACAGGAGGCUGAGAAAACGAUCAGAACUCAAGGUAUGUGCCCGGACCUUGAUGGUUGCAUUCGGCCUCAAGCAGCUUCAGGAUUGUCACCUACAGUUUGGUCUCCACAAGAUAUUCCUCACACAAACACAGUUGGAAUAUCUGGAGCAGACAAGAGCAGGUGUGAUCUCAGCUUUAGUGACCAAGCUGCAGGCCACCUGGCGCAGGGUUCGACAGAGACAGCGGUUCUGUCAGCUCAGAGCAGCAGCCAUCACAUUGCAGACAUGUUGGAAAGCACGUGUGACUAGACACCAGUUUAAUCACAUGAGAUCAGCAGUCCGGCAGAUACAGCGGGCUUGGAGGCUACACAGGAUGAGACAAGCCAUGAAACACUUGUUGAAAUCUUCACACAUAAUCAAGAAAUUUGUAAGUCACUGGGUCAGAUGGCGGAGAUUUCGGACAUCUCUGGAGAAGCUUAGACAGAGACAGAAGGAAAUCCAACUGGAACAGACAGACAAGUUGGACGCUAUAAGUCAGACAGAAAGUUUGACAGAGCUGUGUUCAUCAUACCUGGAUCCACAGGAGUCCCUGCACACAAACAUGGAAGUCAGUGAAUCUUUAGGCCGCACUGAUCAUGGCUGCUGCAUGGAACAUGACAAUGACUCCAGCGGACACUGGUCGGAUGAUUCUGGUGUCAUGAUAAAAGAGGACAACCCACCGCCAAUGAAGAAACUCAAAGUGAUGUUCAGAAGUGAUCUUCGGAUAGGAAAUGGCAUCAUUACCUGUCGACGGUUAACUAAACCCGGCUACCGGUUCCAUGUCCGCAAGGGUGUCCUAAAAUACAGUCAUGUAGUUCACUACAGUGAGCUUGUCCAUGGCCUUCCUGAUGCCCUGCCAGAGAGGUCUGCCAGUGAUGCUAGCAGCCAUCUGCUGCCAGAGACUUGUAACAUUGGAGACUGGGCCUGA
This is a messenger RNA of Candidula unifasciata, 1963 nucleotides long. NCBI's taxonomy places the organism in Eukaryota, Metazoa, Mollusca, Gastropoda, Stylommatophora, Geomitridae. The record is from the annotation of a GenBank genome assembly.